UCGGAAGUUCUAGGCUGAGGUUGCGUGGAAAUGGGCACUGGUGGGCGGAGUGGGUUACGGCGGGGCAAGGGGAACGCAGAAGGGGUGACAGCCGGCAAGGGGAACGCGGAUGGGGUGGCAACGAGUCCUACUGCUACUGCUGCUUCGGCCUCCUGCCAGUACAGGUGCAUCGAAUGCAACCAAGAGGCCAAGGAGUUGUACCGAGACUAUAACCACGGCGUGCUGAAGAUAACCAUCUGCGUGAGUUGUCAGAAAUCCUGUCAGAAACCUGUAGACAAAUACAUCGAGUAUGAUCCUGUUAUCAUCUUGAUUAAUGCUAUUUUAUGCAAAGCCCAGGCCUACAGGCAUAUUCUUUUCAAUACUAAAAUAAACAUGCAUGGAAAACUCUGCAUAUUUUGUUUGCUUUGUGAAGCAUACCUGAGAUGGUGGCAGCUUCAAGAUUCAAACCAAAACACUGAUCCUGAUGACUUUAUCAGAUAUGCCAAGGAGUGGGAUUUCUAUAGAAUGUUUGCAAUUGCUUCUCUAGAACAAACUGCCUUUUUUAUUGGCAUUUUUACUUUCCUGUGGGUAGAACGACCCAUGACAGCAAAAAAAAAACCCAACUUCAUUUUGCUGCUGAAAGCGUUAAUAUUAUCCAGCUAUGGAAAACUUUUGCUGAUUCCAGCUGUCAUUUGGGAACAUGACUACACACCCCUGUGCCUCAGACUCAUUAAAGUAUUUGUCCUUACAUCGAAUUUUCAGGCAAUUAGAGUGACCAUAAACAUCAACCGAAAGCUCUCCUUUUUGGCCAUCUUGAGUGGCUUAUUACUGGAAAGCACCAUGGUCUACUUCUUCCAGAGGAUGGAAUGGGAUGUUGGAAGUGACUGUGCCAUCUAUAAGUCUCAAGACUUCUGAAGAGAGCUCACCUUGCUUGGACCCAUUUGGCUGGGAAACACCAAGGCAAACACCCUGCUCUAGAGUGGAGCAUUCACCAUUGAUCUAUGGCCUUCAUUUGAAUUCAGGGUCAGAAUCUGCCUCAUGUAUGUCCUGCAAGCAAACAGGACUCCUUGUCUUUCUCACAGAAGGUGCUCCUUGUGCUGAUUUUAUACCUGGCUUCAUCUUAUCUAUUCUGCCCUUAUCUUCCUUUUGUGCAGAUUUCUAAACCCACUUUUUUAAAAAUUUAAUUUUAUCGUAUUGUGUGAAUUUUUAUAAAGCAGCCUUAAAUAGUUUUUGGAACAAAGGUGAUAUAUAAAUCAUAUCAAUCCAUUUAAAAUAAAUAAAUGUAUGACCAGGGACGUGACUAUGCUAGAGUGUGUCUCCUGCCCUGUGGGGCCUGCUUCCUGUUCUUUCUUCCACAGCAGGGGGAUAAAUUCAACUUCCAGGUUUUAUAUUGGGCACCUUCCAAUUCGGGGUCCCAGCACAGUGGAAAUGCUUUGGUUAGGGUGCCUGCGCCUGUUUAGGUUACUGAUCAAUGAGACAGUCAUUUAGGGUAUGUCUGAUAGAAGCUUGUCAAGAGAAGUCACAUGGCGUGUGACUACAGGGAAAUUGAGCUGAACUUGUCUUCCCUAGUAUUUCUAUCAGAAAGGCAAAUGGGGAUCAGACACAUGGAGGACCAGUGCCCGGGGGAGAGUAUUGCUGGCUAUGGCAUGCUGGUGAUAUAUAGUAACUGCAAGUUGAGUCUGGUGAGCAAGCGCCCUCCCCAUUUUCCAAACUUAUCUCCAUCUAGAUCCCCGAGGCAGCUACACACAGGGACACACCAGACAAAUGAGCACUAUUACAGCCUGCCCUUCAACCUCAAAUCCCCAUGGCUUUCUUACCAUUGUGUUGGAUGUGGGCGUUUCAAAGGAGCAUUCUUGUCUCUAACAUAAUUGAUGUUCUAGAGGCCAUCUUAAAUGGUCUCCCCUUUCACCCUGAGCCCCACUCUGGCAUCUUAUCAUCCUGAGGGCAGGAGAAAGAGAAUGAAGAGUGAAGUGCUCUCUUCCCUAAGUCCCAGAACAGAGCUGAGCUAAGUCCUAACUUUCCUUCUCCUAGGCUGCAUCCUCGUAAAAGAACUAGGAAGUGCUCUCAGGCCAUAUGCUGACUGUGGCUUUAACCAGGUCUAUUUCCAAUGCAAGUGCUCCGCCCACCAAAAUCAGCCCUCCCAAUAACAAUAGUUUCAGUGUUCCUGGGACUCCAUUCCUCACUGACUUUCUUUAGAGCUUCUGUCUUGGAGAUAGGAUGGGAAGCAGGGAGAGGGAGUCUUGGAGCUUCUGCCUGGGGUUGGCAAUGCAUAAUUCUCCAGUUGGCAUCUGCCCCUCUCCUUUCCUCUCUCAGGCACCUGCCUCUAGAGAGCUGUAACUCUUCCUUACUGACUAUUGCUUCAUGCUUUUAUUUUGCUAAUUUUAUUUGGUAGUUAUUUAAUAAAGAUUUUGCUUAACAUUCUGUAGAUACUAAGCUUGUUUGUGCAAGUUCUUCAGGGAGUCAAGAGAACCAGGUAGGAAACUGGGUAUCUAGGGACCUGUCCUCAGUUGACCCAUGGCCAGAGAAGCGAGGUGGAAAAGUAAUGCAGUCUUAUCACAGUCGUUAGAACAAAGGCAUCAGGCAAGCUGUUGACACUUUUUCCAAAGCCCACACUAGUGGUCGGGAGGCCCAGACCCUCCUGUAGCAUUUUCAUCCACGAAACUAUGAUCCAGCAGUUGUCCAGUGUUCUUCAGGUGUAACCUCCAGAUGUUAUCUUUGCAACAUAAGCUCUACCACUCCAUAUAGAAUGGGCUCAGAUACAUCUCUCUGAACUGAAAGUACAAUCUUUCAUGAAGACAAGAAGACUGGACUUGCUUGGGCCUUUAUAAUCAGUAAGUCCUCUUUGGGCAGAAAGAUGAAAUUGAACUGCCAACUCGCCUACAGUGAAGUGAUGCUGGUUGCUCUCAAGCCUCUCCGUCACCCAUACCCUUGGCCUGUUUCUAAUCACAGGCUCUGAAAGAAAUUAUGCCUGUGCAUGUAGAAGUCAGACCAAGAUCCAGUAGAAAACACCACACAAUAAAUCAUUAAAUAAGAAAGCACUGUGAUGUAAGAUUAAGGGGCUGUACCAGAUAAUCUCCUUAGAUUUCACGUUAUCCCAGUACCUGCUUGUGCCUUAGACAUAGACAGAGCGCAAACUGCAUCUGACAACACCAACUCUGCUGUUAUUUAGCCAAGACCGUAGGCAAAUCACUUAAUCUUUGUGUUAAUUAUAGACAUGACAUGUUUUAUGAAAGCACACAACAUUAUACAUGAAAGUUUUUGGAGACUUUUUUUAUGCCAUUCCAUCUGCCUUCUCAUUCUUUCCCUCUUGAACUUAUGCACCCUUCAAAGCCAGCUCAGAUGCUAUCUCAGCCAACCCCAAGAAUUUGUUGAGACUCCUUCUAGACCUCAGUGGCCCACAGUACUUCCCCAAUUGCAAUACUUAACCUCAGAUGUUAGGCUAUUUGUGUAUCUGCCAGAGGUUCGUCAUGUUAUUCAUCUUGUGUUCUCAGUGCCUGGCUCAACAUGACCCAGAAAAGUGCUAAAUAAAUGUUAGUUGAAUGAAUGACAUCGCUCUAGGUUAUAGAUAAAUGAAAGCAAGGAGUCAGGUUGGUUUUGGUUAACUGACUAUGAAUUCCACACAUAAG
Diceros bicornis minor is the source of this 3605-nucleotide messenger RNA. It is a transcript of the gene ARV1, whose product is annotated as ARV1 homolog, fatty acid homeostasis modulator. Gene Ontology annotation, cellular component: Golgi apparatus; cortical endoplasmic reticulum. The transcript is spliced from 6 exons. Gene Ontology annotation, biological process: intracellular sterol transport; regulation of plasma membrane sterol distribution; sphingolipid metabolic process. Bases 31 to 894 code for a protein of 287 amino acids. The record is from RefSeq and is a predicted model, not a curated record. NCBI's taxonomy places the organism in Eukaryota, Metazoa, Chordata, Mammalia, Perissodactyla, Rhinocerotidae.